Molecule: messenger RNA, 1262 nt
Organism: Brienomyrus brachyistius
Lineage: Eukaryota; Metazoa; Chordata; Actinopteri; Osteoglossiformes; Mormyridae
Product: zonadhesin-like
Exons: 5
Coding region: 542-1174 (210 amino acids)
Cellular component (GO): extracellular matrix
Source: RefSeq, a predicted model, not a curated record
UGUUUAGACGAGCAUGACAACUAUUAUGAGGUAGAAGCGCAGGGUGUGAAGACACAAAUUUCUGCAAAAUAAUCUGCAAUUACCUGAAUUUCACUUCAUUAUAUCUACUAUAUUUAACUGAGAGUGUGAAUAUUAUGUUUUGUGAGGGUCUGCUCAUUUAAAAUAUAAAGCCUCUUCACUUAGUACUGUCCUACCUCAACUAAUUCAGUUUGUUAAAUGUUAUCUGACUGUGGGAUUAAAAGACAAGUCACUGGACAAUCUAUUAGAAUCAGGUCCUCCCUGAAAACAGCACCGUCUCUUCUGUCUCUUUUUCGUGACGUUCCAACUACAGUCGGGAGAGAUUGUCUUUGGUGACGGCUGCUCCAAGCUUUGCCGCUGUGCUGGAAACUACACACUCAGCUGUGUGGACAACUCCUGUAUUCCCACGGAGGAGUGUCGAGAGGUCAAUGGCGUGUCAGGCUGCUACCCCAAAGACACGUCCACCUGCACAGUGUCAGGUGACCCGCACUAUACCACGUUUGAUCGACGUUACUACGACUUCAUGGGCAACUGCAGCUACCUGUUGGCCAAGCCAUGCAACACCACCUUGGCCCCACCCUUCGCAGUGUAUGCCGACAACGAGAACCGAUACAACGUCCUGUCCGUCAGCUACCUGAAAGCUGUGCAUGUACACACCCUGGGAGUUGUCGUGUCGAUCUUGAAGGGUGGAGUGGUGCAGGUGAAUGGGACCACAGUAAACCUGCCUGCCAACCCGGCACAGGGACUGUCUGUCUUCCAGCAGGGGACACUCUGCACAGUGGUGGCAGAUUUUGGGGUGACUGUGCGCUAUGAUGGCAACCACUACAUGGACAUCAAAGUUACCAGCGACUACAAGAAUGUUCUUUGUGGUCUGUGUGGUGACUACAAUGCAAACCCCAAUGAUGACUUCCGUACUCCUGCUGGUCAACUCGUCACAGAUGCCAACGAGUUUGGCCACAGCUGGAAUUCUGAUCCUAACUGCAACAAGAAACCCAAUGAGACCAUCCCUGAAUGCACAGACAAUGAGCUGGAUGUGUUCCAGAGUCCAGCAUAUUGUGGAAUCUUGCUGGACGACAAGGGACCAUUCGCUGUCUGUCACCCAAGGGUCAACCCCAAUGUGAGUUACCAUGUCAAAACAUAUAUCAUUCAAGGUUAAAGUCAGAAAUGCUCAUAACGUUUCAGUGACUAGUAAUCAUCAGAUUGCACCGAGUUAUCCAAAGUAGAAGAGGAUUUAUCAUUCCGGU